ACUGUGAGAGAAGAAGAUGGCGGCCUCUGUGGUGGUGCCGCCUGGUGUGGUGGCCGGUCGGCCCAACAAGCGCAGCGGCAGCGGGCCGGCAGGCGGUGGCAGCGGCGGCGGCGGCGGUGGAGCAGCCAGAGGGGCGGAGGAGGAACAGCCGCCGCCCCUACAAGCAGUUCUGGUGGCCGACAGCUUCAACCGCCGCUUCUUCCCCAUCUCCAAGGACCAGCCUCGGGUCCUCUUGCCCCUGGCCAAUGUGGCGCUAAUUGACUACACUCUGGAAUUUCUGACUGCCACAGGUGUACAGGAAACCUUUGUCUUUUGUUGCUGGAAGGCUGCCCAAAUCAAGGAACAUUUAUUGAAAUCCAAGUGGUGCCGCCCUACAUCCCUCAACGUGGUUCGAAUAAUUACAUCAGAGCUAUAUAGAUCACUGGGGGAUAUUCUCCGUGAUGUUGAUGCUAAGGCCUUGGUGCGCUCUGACUUCCUUCUGGUGUAUGGGGAUGUCAUCUCAAACAUCAAUAUUACCAGAGCCCUGGAAGAACACAGGUUAAGGCGGAAGCUGGAAAAAAAUGUGUCUGUGAUGACGAUGAUCUUCAAGGAGUCAUCCCCCAGCCACCCAACUCGUUGCCAUGAGGACAAUGUGGUAAUGGCUGUGGAUAGUGCCACAAACCGGGUGCUCCAUUUCCAGAAGACCCAAGGCCUCCGACGUUUUUCUUUUCCUCUGAGCUUGUUCCAGGGCAGUGGAGAUGGAGUGGAGAUUCGCUAUGAUUUACUUGAUUGUCAUAUCAGCAUCUGCUCUCCUCAGGUGGCUCAACUCUUUACAGACAACUUCGACUACCAAACUCGAGAUGACUUUGUGCGAGGCCUGUUAGUAAAUGAGGAGAUCUUAGGAAACCAGAUCCACAUGCAUGUGACAACUAAGGAAUAUGGUGCCCGGGUCUCCAACCUACACAUGUAUGCUGCUAUCUGCGCUGAUGUCAUCCGCCGAUGGGUCUAUCCUCUCACCCCAGAGGCGAACUUCACUGACAGCACAACCCAAAGCUGCACUCACUCCCGACACAACAUCUACCGAGGGCCUGAGGUCAGCCUGGGUCAUGGCAGCAUACUGGAGGAAAAUGUGCUCCUGGGCUCUGGCACUGUCAUUGGCAGCAAUUGCUCCAUCACCAACAGUGUCAUUGGCCCCGGCUGUCACAUUGGUGAUAAUGUGGUGCUGGACGAGGCCUUCCUAUGGCAGGGCGUCCGAGUGGCUGCUGGAGCACAGAUCCGUCAGUCUGUGCUCUGUGACAAUGCUGAGGUCAAGGAAAAAGUUAUCCUGAAGCCACGCUGUGUCCUCACUUCCCAGGUGGUGGUAGGCCCAGAUAUCACGCUGCCUGAGGGCUCGGUGAUCUCUUUGCACCCUCCCGAUGCAGAAGAUGAUGAGGAUGAUGGUCAGUUCAGUGAUGAUUCUGGGGCUGACCAAGAAAAGGAGAAAGUGAAGCUGAAAGGUUACAAUCCAGCAGAAGUCGGAGUUGCAGGCCAGGGCUACCUCUGGAAAACAGCAGACAUGAACAUGGAGGAAGAGGAGGAACUACGGCAGAAUCUGUGGGGACUCAAAAUCAACAUGGAAGAAGAGAGCGAAACUGAAAGUGAGCGAAGUAUGGAUUCUGAAGAGCUAGAUAGCCGGGCAGGCUCCCCACAGAUGGAUGACAUCAAAGUGUUCCAGAAUGAAGUCCUGGGAACUCUACAGCGGGGCAAGGAGGAGAACAUUUCUUGUGACAAUCUAGUCCUAGAGAUCAACUCUCUCAAGUACGCCUACAACAUAAGCCUGAAGGAGGUGAUGCAGGUGCUGAGCCAUGUGGUCCUGGAGUUCCCCCUGCAACACAUGGAUUCCCCACUUGACCCAAACCGCUACUGUGCCCUGCUGAUUCCCUUGCUCAAGACCUGGAGCCCUGUUUUUAGGAACUACAUAAAGCGUGCAGCUGAUCAUUUGGAAGCAUUGGCAGCCAUUGAGGACUUCUUCCUGGAGCAUGAAGCCCUUAGUACUUCCAUGGCCAAGGUACUGAUGGCUUUCUACCAGCUGGAGAUCCUGGCUGAGGAAACAAUCCUGAGCUGGUUCAGCCAAAGGGAUACAACUGACAAGGGCCGGCAGUUGCGCAAGAACCAGCAGCUGCAGAGGUUCAUCCAGUGGCUAAAAGAGGCAGAAGAGGAGUCAUCUGAAGAUGACUGAAGUCGCACUACCUGCUCCUGUGGGUGUGGUUGAUUGCCCUCCUGGUUUCUGGGUCAGGGCAAGUGAGAGGCUAGUUGCAGAAGGAUGAGUGACCACCAUCUGAGCUGAGACUUAAAGGAGCAGAGGCUGGAGCUACAGUAUUCUUCCCACCGCCAGCAGCCAUGUGCCUCCCAUCCUGACUGGGGAGUUGAGAUGAGGGAAGUUGGGCUGGAUAACAACUCUGCCUAAGGAGGAGCUAGGCAGGCCCUGCAGUUAGAGGAAGGCCAGAGGAACAGCUUUGUGCUCUGGUUUCCCCUCAGGGAACAGCAGAGAGCAGUUGGCCCUCUCUGUUGCUUGUAUUUGUUAAUAUUAAAAAACAGAGAGAGGGGUAUAUUUGGUUUCUCUGCAACUCUGACUGAUCAGCAGUUGAAGUAGGUCAACAAAGAGUUCUCAACCUCUGAUGUGGUAGCCUUUCUUAACACCUGGUGGAGAGGGAGAAGAGGGGUGUUAUGGCCACUAGGUGGGACUGUGGUGCCUCACUAGUUGACCAUUGCCAUGGCCAUGGUGGUAGAGGGCCUAGAUUCUUUUCCAGACUUUGUGGGCCAAUUUGUGGUCCUGGAGUGGUGUGCCUGAACCUAGUUCUGUAGAGAGUCCUAGUCCAAACACUUUUCUGUCAGAAGGUGGUGAUGCCAACCAUAUGUAAAGUCCAUUAACCACUGCCAGUCUGUCACAUGCUCUGUCCAUUUGAUCCAGUACUACUGUCAAGAGAAGCUGGGCUACUUUUCAUCUUAUAGAUAAGGGAAUUUGCUCAAGGUCUCAUGACUCUUGAGGGGUAAAGCUAAGGACUUGAGCCUCAUAAUCCAGAAUUCUUUUUCCUUCAGCAUAUUCAGUGUCUCAGUGAAGGGAAAUUGCCCCCAGAGGCAAAUACAACCCCAAGCCAGCAAUGGAUAUCCUAAGAACAGAGGAAGAACCUGUGAAAUGGGCUGUCCCCUAAUAUUGAGAGAGUAUCUACUGCAUGACAGACAUUUGUUUUUUAUAUACAUUUAUUUAUUUAUUUUUGGCUGCAUCGGGUCUUAGUUGCGGCAUGCAGGAUCUUUCAUUGCGGCGUGCGGGCUUCUCUCUAGUUGUGGCGUGCGGGUUUCUUCUCUUUCUAGUUGUGGUGCGGGCUCCAGAGCACGUGGGCUCUAUACUUGAGGAACAUGGGCUCAGUAGUUGUGGCACACAGGCUUAGUUGCCCCGAGGCAUGUGGGAUCUUAGUUCCCUGACCAGGGAUCAAACCUGCAUCCCCUGCAUCGGAAGGCAGAUUCUUUACCACUGGACCACCAGGGAAAGUCCCCAGUCAUUUUGCUAAAUACUUUUCAUGUGUUAUUUUAGUUAACCUUCACAUCAGCCCUAUGAAGUAGGUCUUAUCCCCAUUUUCAGAUGAAGAGGCUGAAGUUCAUAGAGGUCCUGUAACUGGUCAUUGAUAGAGCAAGGAUUUGUUAUUGGACUCUAGAGCUGGAAUUUGUCACCUAUAUUGUCUCCUUUAACCUCAAACAUGAGACAGGCCCUUCUAUCUCACCUUUUUGAGCUCUUUGUUGCUUUCCUAUAAACCUUACUCUGUUAACGCUUAAACUGUAGCAGAUGUCUUUGGUAACAAGUGGCCCUCCUGGACAUCACAGGUAAAAUGGUUGCCUUUUCUUCAUUUCAUUUGGGUGGAGAGGAGUAAGAUGAGGAAGGGGAUACUGAACUGUACUAAGGGGUAUUAAGGGGCAUUACUCAGUAUUUCUAAAGAGGAAAAAACAGGCUGGCCAGGGUUUGACUUAAUUUACUUUUCUUAUUCAGUGAAUUUCAGUUUCUCCUUUGUCAAAUACAGGACCUAGUGACUAGAGAGCAUUUGAAGGUUAUGGCAUGGACCUAAUAGGGGUGGUUAAAUACAAGCAACUGUAGGGUACCUCUGAUUUAUACCUGAUGGGUGGCAGAGAUCAGAAGUGGCCUAUAGAACUUUUUAGGAGGAAAAUAUUCCUUCUAGUUGCAGUGAUUAGGGAAGGCUUACAGGAUUGUGACACUUGAGUGGCCUAAAAAAUAGAAAGGGUAGAGGGAACAUUAUGAGCAAAGCAAAGGGUUUCCAUUUAAAUAUGGCAGAUUAAUAAACACAUGGGCUUUGGGGACUUCUCUGGCGGUCCAGUGGUUAAGACACCGUGCUUCCACUGCAGGGGGCACGAGUUUGAUCCCUGGUCCUGGUCGGGGAACUAAGAUCCCUUGUGCUGUGGAGCGGCCAAAAAAAAAAGAGAAAAAACUCAUGAGCUUUUUACUCCAAAACCACUUUCAAAUGGUAGCAAAGGAAUUCUUCAAAAAAGGCACGUGACUCAAUGAUAAGGAAAACAGAAGGUGACAACAAUGAAUGAGAGACAUCAACAUUUUGGGGAAAAAAAUAAAUGGAAGGGUGAAAGUUGACCUAGCAGAGCAGAAUGAGAUGGGCUCUACCUGCUGAGGUGGUUAUUAACAAGAAGCAAACCAGUGUGCCCUUCUGAACCCAGAAAAGGCUCAGUAGAGGGGUUAAGGAUUGGGUCCUGAGAACUGGGGGUGGAAUGGAGGAGAAUCAGACAAAGAUCUGUAUGAGAAAAAGCUCCCUCAGGUCCCCACUUUAUCUGAUCCAACCAAGUGAUUACCCCUACUUCUCCUCUGCAGGAAAUGGGAGAUUUAGUCUGGAGAAAUGGUGGGGAGGAAUUUCCAGAGAAAUAUCUAUGAAGGUUUCCUAAACCCAAAGGUCAUGAGUUUCUACACUGACAAGAGCCCAUGAGUGCCCAGCAUAAUGAACAAAGUAACACCACGAAAUUUCAGAACCUCAGGGAAAAUAAAUCUUUAGAACCUCUGGAUUCGAUAGGAGACGUGGUGGGGAUGGGAUUGAGGGGCUAGAUUGAAAAUGAGGUAUUAAAUGAAAGUAUAUGAGUGGUAGGGCUCUGAAUGUCAGCACACACUGGCUUAUACCCCCAGGCCAAAACUAACUAAACAAUUGCAGACCAAAGGCCUACAAAUAC
Molecule: messenger RNA, 5196 nt
Organism: Globicephala melas (long-finned pilot whale)
Lineage: Eukaryota; Metazoa; Chordata; Mammalia; Artiodactyla; Delphinidae
Gene: EIF2B5
Product: eukaryotic translation initiation factor 2B subunit epsilon
Cellular component (GO): eukaryotic translation initiation factor 2B complex
Molecular function (GO): guanyl-nucleotide exchange factor activity; translation initiation factor activity; translation initiation factor binding
Source: RefSeq, a predicted model, not a curated record